AUGGCACGCCAGGCAUCCGUCUCAAGGACAGCAUCGAGAAUGCGAAGGAUGACAGUCCCUUCUUCUCCCGUCCGAUGUUGUGCAGAGGUCUCACUGGUGGUGUUUGUGCUUGUCGCAUGCCUCGGGUCUUUUCCAGCAGGAUGGAUUGGCAGCUCGAGACCAGGUCUCGUCCGUUCUCGGAGCAUACUUCGCAUUCCAGCUCGUGUACAUGCGGGAGAACCAGCCUUCAGACCUGCUUACGGUUUUGAGCGAGCGUCGCCUUUGGGGCCUCGCCCACAAGAGGGAGAGGUGGUGGCUGGACUGCGGACAUGGCUCAAACAGAUGGGCCUCGAGGAGCAUUUGCCCGCUGCAAAUGCAUGGUGCGAAGAAAUGGGCGCUUCAGUCAUGGCUGAGAUAAUAGAAGAUCUUGAAGACUUCGUGGAGGGCAUGGACCUGAACGAUGAGGAUGCCCAGAAGCUGAGAAAGCGAGGCAAAGUCGCUCUGUCAAAUCUGCUUCAGCGUGGAGAGAUCAUUGAACAGCAGGCCGUGGUGGAGUCAGAAGAGGAGUUCAUGACAUCCGGCAGGACUUUCCUCAAGAAGCCGAUGAAAGCGAGUUGA
Symbiodinium natans is the source of this 597-nucleotide messenger RNA. The record is from the annotation of a GenBank genome assembly. NCBI's taxonomy places the organism in Eukaryota, Dinophyceae, Suessiales, Symbiodiniaceae.